Molecule: messenger RNA, 3556 nt
Organism: Photinus pyralis (common eastern firefly)
Lineage: Eukaryota; Metazoa; Arthropoda; Insecta; Coleoptera; Lampyridae
Product: glucose dehydrogenase [FAD, quinone]-like
Exons: 2
Coding region: 761-2791 (676 amino acids)
Molecular function (GO): oxidoreductase activity, acting on CH-OH group of donors; flavin adenine dinucleotide binding
Source: RefSeq, a predicted model, not a curated record
AAAUUAGUUUACACCCUAUAAUUACGUAAUUUGAAGUUAAUCUAAUGAAAUUAUAAUUUCACAAGACUAUACUUCCAGAACUAUACAAAUUAUCGACUAAUUUAAUUUUUUUUUGCACUUUGUCCAUUUGCGUCUAAUUAGCACAUGGUUUACAUAGUAACGCAUUGAAAGUUCGCGAAAUUCUGUAAAAUUAAUUAAAAGACCCAAUUGACACAUUGGGGAUGCUUGCGAUACCUCGCGGCCGCAUGGAAAAUUAAAUUACUGUUAAUUACGCGCUAAUUUAGCCAUACUUCUUUGAGGUUUCUGUGUUCCUGAUGCACCUCCACGGUUUUAGAAUAGAAGUACAUGCACUAAUUACUAUUUGUUCCUAUGCUUGCGUUCCACAAAUUGAGAACUUGAUUUCGGUGGCUAAUUUCAAAUCAAUUAUCGUAAUUAUAUAUAGUGCACAGUUACGAAGUAAGAGUCGUAAUUACUUCAAUUUGUGCGUGAAUUACCUAAUUACCGCGUCAGUGUAGUAUCCAAAAUUAAAUUGGUUCAAAUUAAGCGAUAAUUUUGCCAUAAUUACGUCGCAAUUGGCGCAUAAAAUUCGGCCGUGGAAGUUAAUUAAAUUAGGGGUGUCCAGUUGCUUUGAUUAUUGACACGGUCGUCGUCGAUAACGCGGGAGUUUGUUAACCUUUGGAAACGCUGUCGUCGAGCGUUGCAACCUAAGCGAAUAGCUCAGCAGAAAUGCACUUCGUUGGAAGUUAUUCUCGCGAAAGACAUGGCGGAGGACGAAGCGAAUUUGUUUUCGGUGACGCGUAUGGUGUUGACCUUCUUCGGGCCAAGUAUCGGCUUCCUCUUAGCCCUGCACUCGACCAUCAUGAACGAGAGGCCCGACAUUUUGGACUUGGAGAACCGCGUCAAGGACACGCCGGUCCACGAUAUGUACGAGAGUUACGACUUUAUUAUUGUGGGGGGCGGAAGUGCGGGCGCGGUCCUGGCGAACCGUCUCAGCGAGGUGCCGUUUUGGAGCGUUCUCCUGCUCGAGGCCGGUCCCGACGAGUUCGUCUACUCGGAUCUGCCGCUGCUCUUUCCCGCGCUGCAGAAGACGCCGAUCGAUUGGAAGUUUCGCACGGAGCCGGCGGACGGGUACUGCCUGGGGAUGAAGGGGGGACAGUGCAACUGGCCGCGAGGGAAGGUGCUCGGCGGGUGCAGCGUUUUGAACGCGAUGCUCUACGUGAGGGGGAACCGGCGAGAUUACGACCGCUGGGAGGAGUUGGGGAAUCCGGGCUGGGGAUACGACAGCGUUCUGCCUUAUUUUAAACGAUCGGAGGAUAUGCGAAUCGAGGAUUUUCGAGGUGACCCGCUGCACGGGACUGGGGGGUAUCUCUCGGUGGAGUACUACCGUUACAAAUCCCCACUGACCGACUCGUUCCUUCAAGCCGCCCAGCAAUUGGGGUACGAGAUCAGGGAUAUCAACGGUGAGUUCCAGACCGGUUUCACGCCCUCUCACGGCACUCUUCGCAAUGGGCUCCGCUGCAGCACCGCCAAAGCAUUCAUAAGAUCUGCAGCUGAUCGCGAUAACCUGCACGUCAGUCUACUGUCGAAAGUGGAAAGGAUUCUCGUGGACGAAGACACUAUGGGUGCUUACGGCGUCGUCUUCAACAAGCUCGGCAAAAAAGUCGAGAUCGUAGCAGAUCGCGAGGUGAUUUUAAGCGCAGGUGCCUUGCACUCCCCCCAGCUGCUGAUGCUCUCAGGAAUCGGCCCGGCCCAGCACUUGGCCGAUGUCGGAAUUCGGCCCAUCUUCAACUCACCCGGAGUCGGUGAAAACCUCCAAGACCACGUCGCCAUGGGGGGAGGCUCUUAUCUCUACGAGGACCUGGAGAGAUGCCCGGACGGUUGCAGUUUUCUCCUACCCAACGCCUAUUCUCCGUACAACCUGGAGGAGUUCGCCGAAGACGAGUCGGGUCAGCUGUACUGGCUGCCGGAGUGCGAGGUCAUGGGGUUCGUAAACACCAAGUACGCCAAUCGCAGCAACGACUGGCCCGAUAUCCAGCUCUUCAUGGCCUCCUACUCCGAUAACACCGACGGUGGAUUGUUCAGCAAGCGAAUUACUGGACUGACAGACACCAUCUACGCGAGCGUCUACGAAGAUUACCUCUACAAGGACGCGUACACCUUGCUACCUUUGUUACUACGGCCCAAAAGUCGAGGAAGAAUUCUGCUCAAAGACUCCCACCACAAAAGCCACCCGCUCAUCUUCCCCAACUACUUCGCAGACCCCCACGACUUGGCCAUUCUGGUGGAGGGCGCCAAAAUCUCGUACGCGCUCACCAAAACGCCGGCAAUGCAACGGAUCCGCUCACGCAUCAACCCCAAUAAAUUCCCCGGCUGCGAGCACCUGCACUUCCUCUCCGACGAGUACUGGGCGUGCCAGGCGCGCCACUACACCCUGACGAUCUACCAUCCGACCGGCACCGCCAAACUGGGACCGGACGACGAUCCGAUGGCCGUCGUCGACCAUCGCCUGAGGGUGAAGGGAAUCGGAAACCUACGCGUCGUCGACGCCUCCAUCAUGCCGUACAUCGUCAGCGGCAACACGAACGCCCCCACGAUCAUGAUAGCGGAGAAGGCCUCCGAUAUGAUUAAGGAGGAUUGGGACGCCAUCUCGCGAGGUCAUACGGGACGAAGUUGGCAGGUCGACCAGGAGCCGAAGAGAAAGCAUAAGAAAUUCAAGUCGAUGGACAAAAACGAGCUCGAGGCGAUUAAGAAGAAGAUUCCAGCGCAUUGGAAAUUAAUCGACUAUUGGUAGAUUUCUAAUUCAACAAUUCAAUUAAUUAAACCAAACUGUAUAUAACUAUUUUGCAUAAUUAUACGGACCACUAAUCUAGUUGGAUUAAUUAGCUAAAAACGACACCAAUUACAGUGCUUCAAAUUAAUUAAUUAAGCGUAAUUUUGAAUUAACAAUCCCCAAAUCGAUUAAUUAGUAGGGUAAUUAUGCGUGACUAAUUGCAUCACCGAAGGGCAAUGGGCGGUGGGGUCGUCACAUCCCGACGCCGGAAUUUAUCCUAUUAUGCUACUCAUUAAGGACCCAGGAGAAAACAUGCUACGGAAUGUUCCACUCAAUGACACCCUCCUACAGGGAAGGAUGCCCAGUUGAAGAAAUUGUUAUCAAAUCAAUGAGCCGAAGAUGAGUUCGGGCUUCAAUUCGCUCUGAAUUGAUUGGUUUAGUGUCAAUUUUUUCGAAUUGAUAUCUCUCCCUGUGAGAGGGUUCCAUUGCGGAGCUAGCCGAAGGUGAGUUCGGCACAAACUAAGAUAGCGUCGUGGGUUCGAGCUCCAAUUUGAAGGAACAGGCCCUUUUUUGUGCCGAACUCGCCUUCGGCUCGCUCGGCAUUGAUUAAUUUGAUGUCACAUUUUCGGUUUGAUAUCCCUCCCUGUGAGGAGGUGGCAUUGCCGAGCGAGCCGAAGGUGAGUUCGACACAAACUAAGAUAGCGUCGUGGGUUCGAGCUCCAAUUUGAAGGAACAGACCCUUUUUUGUGCCGAACUCGCCUCAUUGUGUCAAAUUUUCAGUUUGAU